AUGUCUGAGCGUAACUGGCCCACCGGUGGUAUCCGGUCGGGUAUCCUCGGAUACCCACUCUCUAAAGGGCCGGCGACGGACCGGCUGGAAGGGUUUCCUUCCAAGGACGACCACGUGCCAAGGGUCCUCAUCAGCCUCAGCCACAUUACACAAUGGGACUUCUUCCUCGACACGACCCUCCAUGUACUCCAGCAGAUGGGCUUCCCCUAUCCAAUUGCUACCCAGCUUUUGAAGGGCGCGAAAUGGUUGGAGUCAACUCAUGUCCAACAACCCUCGGCGCCCACAGGCAAAAACAUUCCCAACCUUGUCUCGAUCCUACACGAAGCAGCAACCGGCCCCGCUUUCGGGUCAUCUGACGCCAUGGUGAGCAAGAAACCCAUGAACGAGUCCCACUCAACCCAUGAGGCCCACUCUGAGAAUGACAACCCCGACAAUCAGCCAGUGGCAGGACCCUCUCGCGAGGUUGGACCCCUAGACUCUCAGCCCAACCCCAACGAAACCAUCGAUCCCGAGGAGGAUGCAGAUGGUGAAGAUGGAUGA
Messenger RNA from Puccinia graminis f. sp. tritici CRL 75-36-700-3, 540 nucleotides. RefSeq lists its product as uncharacterized. Bases 1 to 540 code for a protein of 179 amino acids. Lineage: Eukaryota; Fungi; Basidiomycota; Pucciniomycetes; Pucciniales; Pucciniaceae. The transcript is spliced from 3 exons. The record is from RefSeq and is a predicted model, not a curated record.